This is a messenger RNA of Stylonychia lemnae, 930 nucleotides long. Lineage: Eukaryota; Ciliophora; Spirotrichea; Sporadotrichida; Oxytrichidae. The record is from the annotation of a GenBank genome assembly.
AUGGUCAAAAACUUUAUCUACCUACCUUUGAAAGAGGUUGGAAAAUACUUGUAUUACAAAUUUAGACCACUAAGUUUUCUUUAAAAUCAAUAUGGCGAUGGAAAAAUCAUAAUUACAGGCCCUACCUAAGGUAUUGGUCCAGCUUAUUGUGAGGCUUUAAUUAGAGCUGGCUACACAGAUUUUCUAUUAAUUGAUGAAGACCAGACAAAAUUAGAUACUCUAGAAACUAAACUCAAAGCUUAUUAUGAGGAUAAUGUGCUCAAACACAAAAAGCAUCUAAUUGGAGAAGAUGAGGGCCACACCAAUUAGUUAAAGCUUCAAAUGUUCUUAUUUGAUUUUGAUGAAUCUUAUGACCAAGACAGGUUUAAAGCUCUUGAAAAGAUUAUGAUUGAUAUUACAGAGAAUACAGAUCUUAAGAUAUCCAUGCUGGUGAAUAACUUUGCUAAAGUAAAGAAGGGAUCUUAUGAAAGUUUGGAUUACAAAGAUAUUUCAGAGAUGAUCAAUGGAAACAUCAAUGCCAUCACUUAUAUGACAAAGUUUGUAUUGACGAAAAUGAAUCAUCAAGAGCCUAAGUGUGCUAUCAUUAAUGUUGGUUCUGCUACUGCAUCUAAGGUUAGAGCUAAUGGUAGAUUUAACAUGAAAGAAUACUAAGUUUAUUAAGCAACUUAAACAUACCAGCUUGCCUUCACAAACCUGUUACAUUCUGAGUACGGCGAUGUCAUUGACUUCCUUAACGAUUUACCUUGCACAUUUAACAUGGCAAAGGAUGAUAUUGAUAAUAUGGGAUUGAAUGUUAAACCAGCAGAACAUGUUGAAGCUGUUUUGAAAACUCUUGGCAAAGAAACAACUUCAAAUGGCACACUAAGUCACACUUUCUUAUUUUAUCUCAUGAAAAAAUCACCUAUCCCUAUUUUCAAGUUCUUUAGCUGA